AUGGGCAGCUUUGCCGUCGCGCGCAGCCUGUCGUCCCAGCUCAAACUCGACCCUUUCGAGAUACGCAGCAUCAGCGACCGCGACAGCUGGUACGACCGCGGCAACAGCCCGAGACCGAGCAUCAGCCCCAGCAUCGCCAGCUCCGUGGAGCGUAUCAACAGCCCACACAGGCCAGACAGCCCAGACAAGUUCUCGGAGAAGGCCUCGGUCGCGGAUAGCGAGGGCGCGGCUGAGAAUGGGGAUGGGGCGGUGCCGGACGGCGUGCUUACGGGUGCGCGCCUCGCGCUCGUGUUCAGUGCCCUCUUGCUCUGCACCUUUAUGUUCUCGCUUGACCAGUCGAUCGUCGCGACCGCCAUCCCCCGUAUUGUCUCGGACUUCAACUCGUUCGCUGCCGUUGCCUGGCUCAUCACGGCCUACUUCCUCACACAGUGCGGGUUCAUCCUUCUCGUGGGGCAGCUCUUGACCGUCAUCAAGGCCAAGUGGGUGCUGCUUGGCGCCGUAUUCUUCUUUGAGCUCGGGUCUCUCCUCUGCGCCCUCGCGAACGGGAUGACGUUUCUCAUCGUUGCCCGAGCGAUCCAAGGCAUUGGCGCAGCCGGUCUCUUCGUAGCCAUCAUGGCGACGAUUGCGGUCGUGACGACCGUCGAGAAACGCUCUGCGUUCAUGGCCGGCUUCGGUUUCGCCUUCGUCGUCUCGUCCGUCAUCGGCCCCCUCCUCGGCGGCAUCUUCACCGAGCAGCUCAGCUGGCGCUGGUGCUUUUGGAUCAACCUGCCCAUCGGCGGCGUCGCAACGCUCCUCGUCAUCUUCCUCCUGCCCGCCCGCCCGCCUGAGCGCACCCACGAGUUCCACCGCACCGGCUGGGCCGGCUUCGUCCGCAUGGACUGGGUCGGGUGCGGCCUCUCGCUCACCAUGGUCACAUGCCUCCUCAUCGCCCUGCAGUGGGGCGGCAACGACUACCCGUGGGGCAACUGGCGCAUUAUCCUUCUUUUCACACUCAGCGCCGUCCUCACCAUCUCCUUCUUCGCGUGGGAGCACUGGCUCGGCGAGCGCGCCCUCAUCCCGCCCGGAAUUUUGCGCAACCGCACCGUCGUCGCUGCCUCCGGCACCAGCUGGAUGAUCAUGAUGGGCCUCCUCGGCGGCACGUACCAGCUGCCACUGUACUACCAGGCGUCUAAACUGCACUCUGCGCAGAAGUCGGGCAUCGACAUUAUUCCGUUCAUGGUGGUCGUGUGCGUGGGGAUUUUUAUUUCUUCAGGCUUCGUGACCAAGUUCGGGUACUACUACCCGUUCUUCUUUAUCGGGCCGCCCAUCGCCGCCGUUGGCUUCGGCAUGCUGUUCACCGUGACCGAGACGACAUCGAACAAGUUCUUGAUCGGGUGGCAGGUCCUCUCCGGCCUCGGCAUCGGCCUCACCUUCCAAAACAUCAUCCUCUCGGUGCAGGCCGAGUACGCGCGCAAACCCGCGCUUCUCCCGCAAGCGACCGGCGUCCUCUCCUUCUUCCAGCUGACCGGCGCCGCCGUCGGCGUCGGCAUCAUCAACACUGUCCAAAGCAUCUACCUCAACGAAUACUUGCGCAAGUACGCGCCGCUCGCACCGUUCCAGAUCGUGCGCCAGUCGACCACCGUCAUCCCCAUGCUGCCAGGGAUCCUGCGCCCAGGCGUCAUCAAAGCCUACACACUCGCCAUCAGCAAGUCGUACCUGCCCAUGAUCGUGGCUAUGGCGCUUGCGCUCUUCUUCGGCUCGUUCAUCCGCUCACACAACAUGCUCAAGGUCGGUUUGCCGGGCGCGGGGGGGUUGGCGUGA
Molecule: messenger RNA, 1800 nt
Organism: Cutaneotrichosporon oleaginosum
Lineage: Eukaryota; Fungi; Basidiomycota; Tremellomycetes; Trichosporonales; Trichosporonaceae
Biological process (GO): transmembrane transport
Cellular component (GO): plasma membrane
Molecular function (GO): transmembrane transporter activity
Source: RefSeq, a predicted model, not a curated record